This is a messenger RNA of Letharia lupina, 1122 nucleotides long. RefSeq lists its product as uncharacterized. NCBI's taxonomy places the organism in Eukaryota, Fungi, Ascomycota, Lecanoromycetes, Lecanorales, Parmeliaceae. The record is from RefSeq and is a predicted model, not a curated record. The transcript has a single exon. The coding region runs from base 1 to 1122 and encodes 373 amino acids. Gene Ontology annotation, molecular function: hydrolase activity.
AUGUCCACCCAGAUCCGUCCCGUCCCCUCAAACGAAGGCCCCUCCAAGACCAUCCCGAUACCCGCAAAUCAUCAACGGAAGCCACAUCCACGAUGGUGGCUUUCCGCUCAAGCAAAUGUCUGGCGAUUCCUCGGACAAGUCGGCCUCUACUUCCACAGUAUCCCAACCCCAUCACCGAAAGAGCCCUCCUUCCUCCGCAAGUUCCCCACCACCGUGGUAAGCGGGCAGGCCACCAUGCUCCAUCUUGCCUUUUACGUACCAGAUGGCUACCAGAGUCAAAUCCAACAAGGAAGGAAAUACCCAUUGGUGGUCAACAUGCAUGGCGGGGGUUUCACAUUGGGAACGGCAAAGGAUGACGGACGAUGGGCGACCAUGGUGGUAAAACAGGUGGAGGCCGUGUUCGUGAGCGUGGAAUACAGACUGGCGCCCGAAUAUCCUUUCCCAACAGCGGUGGAAGACGGUGUCGAAGCGCUGCUCCAUCUAGCAGCAAAUGCCGACGAACUCGGUCUCAACCCGCACAAGAUGGCUUUGACUGGCUUUUCAGCCGGAGGCAACAUGGCAUUCACGAUGCCUCUCCGCUUAAGAACGCAUAUUCAAUCCACUAGGAACGAGUAUCAGUCUAAACCCAUGGAAGCCUCACAAUCGAACGGGACGGACAGGACACUGUCGGGUCCACCGCUGCCCGAGAUAGUCUCUAUAAUAGCAUGGUACCCCAGCCUAGACAACCGACUCACCCGGGACGAACGACGAGCCUCAUGUGUCCGACCUGGGAAGACAUUGCCACCAAUCCUCACCUCCCUCUUUGACGAAUCCUACCUACCGGAACUCGAGAACAGAAUGUCCCCCUACGCUUCUCCGGCUGCAGCAACCGACGCGGACCUCACCGCUGCCAUUCCGGAAGGCGUAGCGAUGUAUUUGUGCGAAUGGGACAUGCUCUUACAGGAAGGCGAGGUAUUUGCCGAAAGGUUGAAAGGGCUGGGUAAAAGGGUUCACCUUGUGAUCAUCAAGGAAAAGCGACACGGAUUUGAUAAAAGUCCAUACCCCUUUAGUGUAGAUCCAGAGGCUACAUUGCAUUACACGGAGGCUUGUACCAUUCUUAAAGACGCGUUGUUCGACUCGUAG